This is a messenger RNA of Tachysurus vachellii, 1481 nucleotides long. RefSeq names its product alcohol dehydrogenase class-3-like. The record is from RefSeq and is a predicted model, not a curated record. Gene Ontology annotation, biological process: formaldehyde catabolic process. Gene Ontology annotation, molecular function: S-(hydroxymethyl)glutathione dehydrogenase [NAD(P)+] activity; zinc ion binding. NCBI's taxonomy places the organism in Eukaryota, Metazoa, Chordata, Actinopteri, Siluriformes, Bagridae. Bases 103 to 1239 code for a protein of 378 amino acids. The transcript has 10 exons. Gene Ontology annotation, cellular component: cytosol.
AGUGUUUCAAGAUCAUAUACAUGUGACAUACUGAACACAGGAACACACACUUCAACACGCUUCAGCACAGGACCUGCAACUGAAGAUCUGCUUAUUUUCAUUAUGGGAACUGAGAAUAAGGUGAUCAAGUGUAAAGCGGCUGUCGCUUGGGAACCUGGGAAGCCUGUCUCUGUAGAAGAAGUUGAAGUUGCUCCACCUAAAGACCAUGAAGUGAGAAUUAAGAUCGCAGCGAGCGGUGUGUGUCACACAGACUUGACGUAUCUGUAUAAUUGUGAUAAAGGAGUGAAGACUCUGCCGUUUCCUCUCAUUCUGGGUCAUGAAGGCAGCGGUGUGGUGGAGAGUGUCGGCCCCGGGGUGACCGCUGUGCAGCCUGGUGAUAAGGUGAUCCCUGUCCUCCUGCCUCACUGUGAUGAGUGUCAGCUCUGUUUAAACCCAAAGACGAACCUCUGCGCAAAGAACUGGGAGAAGCUUCAGCAGUGUGUUCAAGCUGAUGGUGUGAGUCGUGUCACCUGUAAAGGGCAGCAGAUCUAUCAGUUUGCAGGUGUGAGCACUUUCUGUGAAUACACCGUCGUUCCUGAAUACAACGUCGCUAAGAUCCACCAAGACGCAGUGCUGGAUAAAGUCUGUCUCCUCGGCUGCGGGGUUGCUACGGGAUACGGAGCAGCUCUGAAUGCGGCCAAAGUGGAGCGCGGUACCGUCUGUGCCGUGUUCGGACUGGGAGCCAUCGGUCUGGCCACUGUGAUGGGCUGUAAAUCUGCAGGAGCCUCCAGGAUCAUCGGCGUCGACAUCAACUCAGAGAAAUGUGAAGUGGCCAAGAAGUUCGGUGUCACCGAGUUCGUGAACCCGAACGAUCACAACAAACCCAUUCAGGAGGUGCUGAUGGAGAUGACGGGUGGAGGAGCAGACUACAGCUUCGAGUGUGUGGGGAACGUCACACUUAUGAGGGCGGCGUUCGAGAGCUGCAGCAUCUCCAGUGGAGUCUGUGUGAUUGUGGGAUGGACUGAAAACAAUCUCAUGUUGGUGUCACCUAAAGAUCUCGUGUUGGGACGAACACUUAAAGGAUCCUUCUUGGGUGGAUGGAAGAGUGUGUGUAGCGUACCCAAACUGGUGGAGGACUACAUGACCGGGCGAAUCAUGCUGGAUGAGUUUGUGACACACACACUCCCUCUGGAGGGGAUUAACCAGGCCUUCGAUCUGAUGACCAAAGGGAAAAGCAUCCGAUCGGUGAUUAAAAUGUGAGCUUCGAGUAUCGAGUCUCAGGUCUUUAACCGUGAAGACAUCAUCAGUCACCAUGACGACCGCAUCGAUCACCAUGACAACAGCCUCCCUUUCUCACACUGCACUGGGCCUCAGAGCUUCUGUUCUUCUGUAAAGUUUAAAGGGAAACACAGAUGAAGACUGAAACUCAGGACAGGAGACGACGUGUCUGUGGUUAAUGCUGCUGGUCGUGUGUUUGUGCUGAAAUAAAAAUAUAAACUGUU